Messenger RNA from Physcomitrium patens, 4221 nucleotides. RefSeq lists its product as uncharacterized. The record is from RefSeq and is a predicted model, not a curated record. Gene Ontology annotation, biological process: defense response to other organism. Lineage: Eukaryota; Viridiplantae; Streptophyta; Bryopsida; Funariales; Funariaceae.
GCGGAGAGGCCGAGGAGCGGGGUACAACUCACAGCACCCGCAUUGCUUGCCCAAGGGAGGGGUGGAGGGGCCAUGAGAUUUGUGCCGUCAAGCAUGUGCGGCGCUGACGCUUCUUGUUCACCUUCCAGUGUCCACCUCACAGCGUCGAACUGAAAGAGGCAUUGCACCAACACAUGAUGAUGCCACAAUGACAGACAGACAGACAGACAGACAGAUAGAUAGACAGCCAGCAAGACCAAGACGAAGAAGUAGCAGAAGUAGAAGAAGAAGAAGCAGAAGCACUUGAGCUAUACAAAGGAGGAUGAAGAAUUCAACUCCUAGAACCAGUGAGUGGAUUGGAAGGAUUUUGCACCCCUGGUGCAUAAUCUACCAAGCUCAAUGUGGAAAUUGUUGGUUAACAUGUGGAUGGUUUGGGCAGAUGUCCAACACUGGAUCUAGACUUUUUGUGGUUGUACCACAUGAGCUGAAAAGAAAAGAAAAGAAAAGACAAGAAAAAUAAUUAUUUGCGAAAUUGCAUCGAAAUAGCAAGGCUGGGUUCGGCUUUGAUCAGCAUGUGUGACCUCUGGUCAUGCGUGCAAUUAGAGGCACCAGUGUCCGAAUGGGAAUGUGGGCGAGGUUGCAUUAGCGCCGAAAAUGGUGUGGGGGGGUCGCUCCAUAUACGAGACAGUGCUCACGAUUUGAAGCAUCGGUUAGUGGGUUUUCUUGGCUAGUGACUGCAAGCAUCUGGUCGAAGUGUGAGGGCUAAAACUGUUAUUGCUGGGGCCGACUUGAAGCAGAGUCGUUGAGAAUUGCUGAAAUCAGCGCUGUGCUUGUAAUCAGUUAGACACAGUUGACGCAACAGUGAACCGAACUUUCUGCUCACUUGCAGAAAUAUGUCAGGCCUCGUUUGCCUUUGCCUACCUUAAUGCCCUCCUGAUCAUCUUUCUUGAUGCGCCGUUGAUUUCCUACUCUUGACUGUAACAUUUGAAGUGAAGGCUUUCGUCAUCUCUCUUAUCAAAGCUCUGCAAAUUUUUCAAGUACAAGAACAAUUUGACAAGGACGUGGAAGCUGCUGGCACCAUAACUGCAAGAGAGAAAAAACCCAGUAUUCCUCAUUGUUGUGUACCGCAUCUUAAUAUUGGUGUCGCUGCAGGGUACUGGUUGAAAGAUGCCCUCCCUGGCGCAGUGUUUCGUACUGACAAUAAACUCUUGGCAGUAAGUGAGGAAUGACUUCACGGUAGAGGAAUCUGCUUCCAGCUUCAGAGAUUGAUGUGGAUUCAAUCUCCACUCUGCCCAUAUCAAAUCAAAGCAGAGUGUGUGUUGAGAUCAUCUCUUUCUUGAAGAUAAUUAGGUGCGUGUCUAAUGAUGCCAAUUUUACCAUGUUGAUGUUUUUACUUGGAACUUCUAUCCUUAAUGUCCUCUUUCUGCCGUGAGCUCUGUUCUAUAUACUUGUGCAGGAGUUACUUUGUCUGAAGACAGGAGACAGAAGCCCCAAAAGGACCAGGUUUAGAAGCUUUGACUUCGUUCAUUGAAUGUUGAUGAUGGAGCUUUCAGGUUAACGUUUUGCUGCAGCAAUUUUCCAGCAAGAACUUGAUGGAAGAAGAUUAAUAUCCCUUUAAUGGCGUGGCUCAUUAUAAUGGCUUAGGUAGUUGGAGAACUUUUGGGUGGCUAUACACUUGUGACGGCUUGGUUGACCACAUUAGCUUCUGUUCAGAGUGUCUCUUGUAAUAGAUUUUACUGCGCCGAAUGGUAACCUAGCACUACAAUAAAGGAGAGUAUGUGGACGCAGGAUUGGAAGACUUGCUCCCAGCAAGUAACGCACUAGGUUUAGUAUUUGCGCUUGUUCUCCUCUACUUCGUUUUUACUUUAUACUUUCAUAUUCUCGGCCAGUCUUCGAAAGAGUGCGUGCAAGUUCCAAACCUGGACAGACUGCUCCACAUUGAUCCACAGAAGCCAAUGCGUCUGCCGUUGCACAGAAAUUUCCCAGCUUGGGGGAAGUUCCCAGAUCUAUUCCAAUCCUGCGUCCACAUACUCUCCUUUAUUGGUCCAUGGUGAGUGUUGAUCUGGACCCUCUAGAGACGGAAUUUCAGCGGCUUGAAUCAAUGUGCGCAAGGAACAGUCGCAGGAUCAGUUAAUGCACGGUCACCCAUCGACGAAUUUGUGCAGGUCGACCAUAGAUUUGAACACGCAUCUAUCCUCAUCGGACAAGCCACUGGUGCCGUUGCCACCAAGACCUCCGUUUCGAUGUGAAAUGGGCACGAUUUGCUGAGAGCCAUCGAAAUUCUUUUGCAACAGACUCGCGAAUUGUCUUCGAAACAGCAAUUUCCGCUGCUAUUUUUGCCAUGCUUGCCAUAGAACCCCUAAACAACUAAUCUAUUUUAAAUCUAUCAUCAAUCACAAAAUACACUUCAUCUAAUUUUAUAUUUCAAUUCUUCAUUAUUAGUUUCUGGUUAGCAAUAAAACUUGAGUAUAAACGUAUCAAUUCCUUAGACCUAGUUCCGUUCUUUUUUCUUAUCUCCUCGCAAUAGUUAAAUAACAAAAGCGAUCAAGUUGUGGCACAAUGAGUGAAGAAAAAGUUACUCUAAAAUAAAGGGACGAGUCGACUUUUUGCUGCUCAGUGGCCAAGUGUUGGCUUGUGCAAUUUUCGAAGUGUUCAGGCCUGGGCGGUUUGAAUGGACAAGUGUUCAAAGCGAAGCAGCUGCGAUGCAUUGUGUCAACCUUAGCAUGCAGAUAUGGUGGUAUCACAUUCAAGGUGUUCACAAGAGUUCUGUGUUCAUAUGGCAAUGGCGUCGGUCUCAACCGUUUGGAUUAUAUCUGAAGGCUUUGAGUGUAGGUGUCAUGAUUCAUCGUGAUGUUUAUCUGCUGUUUUCUUCUGUAAAUUGAUUGAUUGAUAGUCCCGUUGCGAAAGCUUUUGCGAGUGAGUUUCUGUGAGAAAUGUGUUGUAGUUGCGAUUUUUUUUUUUUUUUUUUUUUUUUUUUUCAUUUUAUUGUAUUGAACUACGAAGCAUUAAUUCGUAGUUCGCGUUGGAGAUGAUUCCACAGCACAGUAUGAUUGAUUUUCUGUGCUGAGAGCCGUGGUUUUGAAGAGCUCGAGUCUGGAUUGGUUUUGAGAUUACAUGCUCCAAUUCAAUACUCUCGGAAUAAGAUUGUGAGGAAAUAAUUCGGUUUCUUUUGGUGCUUAUAACAUUCUCUCCUGAAGGUGGUAGCAGUGUUAUAAGAUGCCAGAAAAUGGGAGAAAUAGAAAGGAAAUUAUUCUACAUGGUGAUGACAACAAGGAUACAAAAAUUAUUAUUGAAGACGAUGUCAAGCCGAAGCAGAUCGUCGUUUAAGAGACGGGUAAGGCGGAUAGAAUUAUUCUAGAUGGAGUUAAUGAUUCUGAGAAGCCGCGUCAGACAAUUGUUUUUCGACGAGGUGGCAGGGACAAGGUGCCUUGGCGGAAGUGGCUGGCCGUCGCGAAAAUGGUCAUAACGGCCAUUCCCUUCGCCGCGGGUGCAGGAUAUCUUGUCUAUCAAAACAGACCACAAGAUCCCAUCUUAGAAGUGAAAGAUAUCAGGCUAACUAGUUUUGAUCUCCACACAAGCACCGAAUCCAUGCUCCUCGCAGUUAUUGAUAUCAAACUCACUCUCGUCAUUAGAAUUGAAAAUCCUAACAUCACCGCCAUUACAUUCGACACCACUAUACUCAACAUUUACUACAAAGGGAGCAUUCUUGGACAGGCUAAGUUGUAUCCAGGAGACCAAGGAUCACGAAGUGCACAAGUCUUGGAGCUCCCUUGCACUAUGAGUGGACUCGAAGCAACGCAUCAUCUCCGGGACCUGUUUUUUGAUGUCACGAGGCGUGUCAUGACUCUAGAUGCUAGAGCUACAAUCCAUGGCAAUCUCGUUGUUAUGGGAUACAGACAUUAUUUUGAGGUAUAUGUAAAAAGCCGAAUCGACGUGGAUCCCCUCUUUCUUGAUGUCAUUGGUCAAGACCACAGAGCAGACAUAAAAAUUGCCCGUGUUAGUGUGGCCAAAUUGAUGGACAAAUGACGCAAUUAUGUCCUGACAAUGUGUUCAUCGAUUUGCCCCAUUUCCGGAGCCUCCAGUCUUAGACAAGUUCGUAGAAUUGUAGUACAAAAGAAUCAAACUGGUGCUGAUCGGAAAGAAGCACAACAAUGGUGGAAUUGUUCUGGAUAUGGAACAUCUCAUUUUGCAAUAACAUUCUCAACAUCGCUGCAAAAGCUGAGCAUGGUUGUUGGAUGCGAA